AUGGCAGAUUCGAGCAAGGGAAAAGGGAUUGAAAGGGUGCUUUGGUGGAGGCUUCCUUGCAUCUUGAACGAGGCGGUUUCACUUCAUAAUGUUGGCUUAGAAAUUAGAGAUAUCACCUCCAGGCUUUCUAAGAUAGCUGCAAGCAUGCGAGACUAUGGUAUAAAGGAAGCUAUGGAAGGGGAUGCCAAAUCAAGCACAUAA
Arabis nemorensis is the source of this 201-nucleotide messenger RNA. Lineage: Eukaryota; Viridiplantae; Streptophyta; Magnoliopsida; Brassicales; Brassicaceae. The record is from the annotation of a GenBank genome assembly.